Molecule: messenger RNA, 1089 nt
Organism: Suncus etruscus (white-toothed pygmy shrew)
Lineage: Eukaryota; Metazoa; Chordata; Mammalia; Eulipotyphla; Soricidae
Gene: TRABD2B
Product: TraB domain containing 2B
Exons: 6
Coding region: 1-1089 (362 amino acids)
Biological process (GO): negative regulation of Wnt signaling pathway
Cellular component (GO): organelle membrane
Molecular function (GO): metalloendopeptidase activity; Wnt-protein binding
Source: RefSeq, a predicted model, not a curated record
AUGGCGGAGCCCGGGCAGCGGCCGCGCGGCCCCCCUGGAGCCCCGCGCGCAACGCCCGGAUCCCCGGCAGAACCGCUCCGGGGUCCCUCCGGGCGCGCGCGCUCCGAGCCCUCCGCACUGCGCCCCAAGACCCCCGACGCGCCCCGCACUCAGCCUCCCGGGGCUCGGCUAAGCCCCGGUGAAGGGGCGCCCCCUCUCCCGACAGUCGGAGCCCCGCCCCCGAGGGGACCCCAAAGGGGGUCCCCCCGCUCCCCGAGCGCGCACCCCGCGGGGCCCCCCAGCAGGAUGCACGCCGCCCUGGCCGCCGCCGCCGGGCCGCUGCUCGCCGCCCUCCUGGCCAUCGCCCGCGCUCGCCCGCAGCCGCCCGACGGAGGACAGUGCCGGCCGCCCCGAUCGCAGAGGGACCUCAACUCGUUCCUGUGGACGAUCCGACGUGACCCCCCAGCCUACCUGUUUGGCACCAUCCACGUGCCCUACACCCGCGUCUGGGACUUCAUCCCCGACAACUCCAAGGCAGCCUUCCAGGCCAGUGCCCGUGUCUACUUUGAGCUGGACCUCACUGACCCUUACACCAUCUCAGCACUGGCCAGCUGCCAGCUGCUACCCCACGGUGAGAACCUGCAGGACGUGCUGCCCCGGGAGCUCUACUGGCGGCUGAAGCGCCACCUGGACUACGUGAAGCUGAUGAUGCCCUCAUGGAUGACACCGGCCCAGCGUGGCAAGGGGCUUUAUGCCGACUACUUAUUCAACGCUAUUGCGGGCAACUGGGAACGCAAGAGGCCCGUAUGGGUGAUGCUCAUGGUCAACUCACUCACCGAGACUGACGUGCGUUCCCGAGGGGUGCCCGUGCUGGACCUCUACCUGGCCCAGCAGGCCGAGAAGAUGAGGAAAAGCACCGGCGCUGUGGAGCGAGUAGAGGAACAGUGCCAUCCACUCAAUGGACUCAACUUCUCACAGCCUCUGAAGCUCAUAUUAUCGGUGUUUGCGCCCUGUGGCUCGCUGCCACCCAGCUCAUGUUGGAGGCAGAGGAAUCUGACGAGGCACUACGGCAGCAUGCAGGCCCUCUGGUUAAACAGCCCCUGCCUUUAA